Messenger RNA from Nicotiana tabacum (common tobacco), 813 nucleotides. RefSeq lists its product as uncharacterized. The record is from RefSeq and is a predicted model, not a curated record. Lineage: Eukaryota; Viridiplantae; Streptophyta; Magnoliopsida; Solanales; Solanaceae. Gene Ontology annotation, molecular function: dynein intermediate chain binding. Gene Ontology annotation, cellular component: cytoplasmic dynein complex. Gene Ontology annotation, biological process: microtubule-based process.
CAAAAACAGAUUGGGAUGACCAAUUUUUUCUAUUUUUUGGAAAAGCUAAAAAACCAAAAAAAUAAUAAUAAAAGAGCAGGGUAGCUUCUUUCCUUUGUGCGUUUUUACCCCUAAAGUAAGGCUAGCUCAGAUAGUUAAAUGCACUAAUCCAACUGAGAUCUGAGAGUGUAGGUAGUAGUAGCAAAACACCAUGUUAGAAGGCAAAGCUCUGAUUGAAGAUACAGAUAUGCCAGUGAAGAUGCAGAUCCAAGCCAUGGCCUGUGCUUCUCAAGCUCUUGAUGUUUAUGAUGUUUUAGACUGCAAAUCCAUUGCUGCUCACAUUAAGAAGGAAUUUGACAAGAAAUAUGGAGGUGGAUGGCAGUGUGUGGUGGGAUCAAACUUUGGGUGUUUCUUUACUCAUACUAAAGGAACAUUUAUCUAUUUCACCUUGGAGACUCUUAAUUUUCUCAUCUUCAAAGGAGCAUCUUCUCCUCCAUCUUCUCCUUGAUAGGGGUAAUUUGGUUGCUCAAGAAAGGAAGAAAAUGAGGAGAUGUAGUUACUUUUAGUUAGGUUAUUCUCUUGUUCAUAGCCACCUCCCCCUUUUUGACUUCAAUAUGUUUUCUUUUUUACUACUACUGAAUGCAAGAUCUGGAGAUUGAGGUAUUGAGAAAACCAAGAAGUUUUCAUGAAUGAGAAGACUGCCCUGCUUAAACUGGAUUUUCUUCCUUUUCUUUUUCUGGCCACUAAAAGCCAUGUAUGCUUCCAAGAAACUGUAGUUUUUAGUUAGUGAUGUAUCCAGAUUAAUGGAAUGAUUGGUGUUGCUCUGCUCAAUAC